UGCUUCGUCGCCGGUCUCUGCCUCCUCUGCCUCCUCCGUCUGUGUCGCCCGGCCGCCUUGGCUCCGCCGUGUGGCGUGCCUCUCCUGCGUCUCUGUCGUCCGUCGUGGCUCCACUGCGUCUGUCUCUGUCGUCCGGAGCUCUGCGUGCGGCCUCCUCUCCAAUACGGGCAACUCUCCUCUGAAUGCCUGUAACUGAAAACAAUGCCAAUCUGAAGACAUGCUUUUUUUCAUGUUCUCUUCAAGGAUUAUCAUGAAAAACUUUUUCUGUUUUGAAUAAAUGAUUCGAUGUCGAGCUUUUCUGUUUUGAAUAAACGAUUCCGUGUCUUCUCCCAUUCCAAGAUUUUUCCCAUUCCCUUGGUUUCCCAUAUUCUAGGGUUUACUUUCGAUUUCCAAUCCUAAUCUAUUGUUCCCCCAUUCUCAUUCUUUCGUUUUAAAACCCGCCCAAUUUCUCAACUUAGGUUUCCAUCUUCCAAUUCUUUUUGAGUUGAAGAAAAAAAAUGCCGGCAUUUUUGUUCACUGCAAAGGCACUCUGCUCCUUAGCGUCACGCAGAAGCGGCGUAGCUCAAUUGAUUAGGAGGAGAGGCAGCAACAAAUUCGACGGCUGUCGGUGCCUUACCUCCAUCGCUGGCGGUGCCACCAAUCAGAUUCAGUCCCUUGGAUGCCGCGUUGCAGGUUUCCCGUUUACGGGAGCGUUGAAUAACAGCAAUGCUGCUGUCCAAACGAGGCACUUUCUUGGAUGUGGGGAUGGUGAAGAAGGUGUUCUCUCCAAAAUAUACGAGGAGAAGCGCGUUUUGGGGUAUUCGCCAGAGCAAUUAUUUGAUGUUGUUGCAGCUGUUGACUUCUACCAUGGGUUUGUCCCCUGGUGUCAAAAGUCGGAGAUACUUAGGCACUAUCCAAAUGGAUCAUUUGAUGCUGAGUUGGAGAUUGGAUUUAAAUUUCUUGUUGAAAGUUAUGUCUCUCAUGUUGAAUUGGAGAGACCAAAGCGUAUAAAGACAACUGUUUCACAGAGUACCUUGUUUGAUCAUUUGAUAAACAUAUGGGAAUUCAAUCCAGGCCCAGUUCCAGGGACUUGCAAUCUUUAUUUUCUGGUGGAUUUUAAGUUUCAGUCACCACUUUAUAGACAGAUUGCAUCUAUGUUCUUCAAGGAGGUAGCCUCUAGGAUGGUUGGUUCAUUUACUGAGCGUUGCCGUUUGAUAUAUGGACCAGAAGUGCAGGUCUAUGAAAGGUCAUAAUUUAAUUGGUUUGGAUAUCAGUUUCUUGCCUUGAACAGGGCUAAGGUCAAUUUACAGGUUCAACAUUAAUUGGGAAAGUUUUUGAUUGUGCCACCCAAUGCUGAAUGAAUUCAAUUGAUUGUUUCUCUUUUUAAUACCAGGUGAUAUUUGUAAUAUGUAGAUGAAUUCUACAAUACACCCGGUACAAUCUUGAAAAUGACCUGAAUUUAACGUGAAUUUUUUCCCCCUAAAAAAAGUGACCUAGAGUGGAAAAAAGCUAUCGCAUAUCCUUUCUUGGUUUAUGUGAAAUGGACAUAUAUAUUUCUUCCAAUGCAACACAUACACGUUAUCGUAUUACUAGCAACUGAAUAACAUUCACAAGCACUGUAGACCUGUACUAUUAUUUAAAUCUAUAUGCAGUGAAAGGUUUCGAUCCAAUAUAUACAAACGAGAUGAACAGGGUUUACAAGAAAAAAAAAUAUUUAUUAAAACCCUCUGAAGGGUCUACGAGAAAUUGAGGAACCCUGCACAAAAGGCGAAGGUAUGUUCUAUUUCUACCCAUGUCUUUGAACUCUACACCUGAGAUCUUGCAAGCAAGUGUUCCAUUUAAGUGAAAUACAAUCACAUGGCUAAAAUAUUUUAUUUGUGGUCUACAAAAUUAUGUUUAAAGAACUUAUGUCAUGUAGAACCAAUUUUUUAUGAGAAUGAUCCCUUCCCAUGAAGUUAACACAAUAUCUUGGGGCUCGAGAUGAAUACUUGAGGAUGGCUGUGACAAUCUUUUCUUGCACAAUUUGGCAAAACCUUGCUCUAUAUAUUUGCAGCUUCUACAAGAGGUGGGGUAGAAAUCUAUUACCACCAAAGAUCCUGUUCCUUUAGCCUUGUCGAGAAUCCUGCAGAACUCUUCAUCCAUCGCAAAUUCCCUUACACAAUCAACAGGACAUGGGUCCUCUCCUGUUCUACUUCAAGGGCAUAACGUGUGCCUCAUCUUUUUUAAAAGCCUAAUUUUUGUGUCACCAAGACAAAGUUUGUCACGAUGGUGCCUUGAAAACAAGCUGAAAACCACAUGGGAAAUCCUAGAAUCAGCUGGUUCCUUCAAGUGCUGUCUGAAAUAGGCAAAGGAAUAGGUAUGCAAAUUAUCCUGCCUGGGAUUUACAACUUGUUGCAUCUUUUACUUGUAUGGCUUGUGAUCAAAAUUUUGUAAUCUUUGCUGCUAGUUAUUGGUAUCUCUUAGAAAGGGCUAAUGGAGUUGAGCUUAAGCGUACAUGACUUUUAAACAAUAACAUAUCACUGCUUAAGAAGCAUUCAUACAAAAAUGAGGCCAAAAAAUUGGUACCUAUCAGGGGGACAAGAAUAAAAAGCACCGACUCACUGGUGCUUGGAGUAUAGGUGCCUUUGACACCCUUGUGACAGGAAUCGUAACAAUUCAGUUAAAAUGCUUUAUGAGCAGCUACCUCUCAUGUGGCCAUGUACUUUGCUCAAUGCAUUUAGAUUAGUUAUUGCAGUGUAAAUUGGUGAUUUACUCUGCUAUAUGAUUCAGAUGGAUGAUGGAGAAGAAUUACUUCAUUAGGAUGGAUAUAACAUGAUGUAACAUAUUAUCCGGAAUUCAUCACGACGCCACAUUCUUGGGUAUCUGUGGAUGUUCAACCUUAGGCAAGAUCUCGGAGGUGACCUUGUCAUAUGACUAUAUGAGACAUGGUUGAGAUGGUUUGGAUUGCCGUUGCCGUUCACAGACAUGUUACUUCCUGAGCUAUCGAAUUCUUCCCAAGUACAUUGGCCCAGAAUUAGAUACACAAACCACACAGGCCCAUGUUAACAAGCAAUGGAUUUGGUAGAACUUUUGCAUAAUGUAAAGCAGCUCCUGAUUAACACAAUAUGAAUAUUAUUUUUUUUUUAAUUUCAGAAUAAGAAACUGAAGAUAGUGAUAA
Arachis duranensis is the source of this 3136-nucleotide messenger RNA. RefSeq lists its product as uncharacterized. The transcript is spliced from 5 exons. Gene Ontology annotation, molecular function: ubiquinone binding. Gene Ontology annotation, biological process: ubiquinone biosynthetic process; cellular respiration. The record is from RefSeq and is a predicted model, not a curated record. The coding region runs from base 498 to 1232 and encodes 244 amino acids. Lineage: Eukaryota; Viridiplantae; Streptophyta; Magnoliopsida; Fabales; Fabaceae.